AUGGACUGGUUUGAUCUCCUUGCAGUCCAAGGGACCCUCAAGAGUCUUCUCCAGCACCAUAGUUCGAAAGCAUCAAUUUUUCAGUGCUCAGCCUUCUUUAUGAUCCAAUUCUCACAUCCAUACAUGACUACUGGAAACACCAUAGCUUUGACUAUAUGGACCUUUGUCAGCAAAGUAAUGUCUAUGCUUUUUAAUAUGCUGUCUAGGUUUGUCAUAGCUUUUCUUCCAAGGAGCAAGCAUCUUAAUUUCAUGGCUACAGUCACUGUCUGCAGUGAUUUUGAAGCCAAAGAAAAUAAAAUCUGUCACUGUUUCCAUUUUUUCCCCCAUCUAUUUGCCAUGAAGUGA
This is a messenger RNA of Rangifer tarandus platyrhynchus (Svalbard reindeer), 345 nucleotides long. Lineage: Eukaryota; Metazoa; Chordata; Mammalia; Artiodactyla; Cervidae. The record is from the annotation of a GenBank genome assembly.